Molecule: messenger RNA, 1119 nt
Organism: Branchiostoma belcheri (Belcher's lancelet)
Lineage: Eukaryota; Metazoa; Chordata; Leptocardii; Amphioxiformes; Branchiostomatidae
Product: centrosome-associated protein CEP250-like
Exons: 1
Coding region: 1-1119 (372 amino acids)
Source: RefSeq, a predicted model, not a curated record
AUGGCAUCUCCUCCCAUUACCGGCUCCAGCAUACCACCAUCAGCGGUACGCCCGUCCAUGUCUGCCGCAGAGAAAAUCGCGUAUUACGAGUCUGUCAUCACCCAGUGCAGGCAGCAGUUCUACAAACAGACGCUCGGGAAUCACGUCUUGAAGAAAAGGGUGAGAAGCACUUGGAAGGAACUGAAGAAACUACGUCAGAGCACGAGGGAGAUUUGCCGAAGAUCUUCCGAUGCAAGGCAGCAACUCUUUAAACUCACUUCUGAAAAGAUUGCUCAGUUAUCGGAGGAGUUACGCGCCUUGCAGUGUGAUAAGAUAGAUACUGUAGGUACUGCACUUAGUAACGAAGCUCAGCUGUCAGCAAGACUGGAUAUGUUGAAGAUCUCGUCUUCAGAGGAACUACGUCAGGCGGCAACCACUUCCCGCCAUCUUCAGGAACUUUGGGACAAGGUCCGUGAACAAAACACAGCGUUAAAGUCACGCGUUGCCGCAAGGAAUCACGAACUUGACCACAUAGAGGGACUUAGAAAUUCUUGUAAGGAGCUCAAAGAGAAGCUUUUAAGUGAGAACGUUCACCAGUGCUAUGAGGAGUGUUACAAAGAAUUUACUUCAGUUGUUCGGGAUUUGGCUACAGAAAUGGAUGAUAAAGACAAAACUCUGUUGGAACUUUACACUGCUAAACAGCUCUCUAUAAACACGCAUAGAGCUGUGACGUACCCCUUGCGGAAAGAGAAGGCACUAUAUGAACAUAGCCAGGAGAAACUGGACUGCAAGCUGAAAGAAGCGCGCGCAACUCUCGCGAGACUUCAGGGCGAGAUUCGCGAGUUGAAAGGCGAGGAGAGGCGAUGCAUGACCUUGGGACAGGCAAUGUCACGUUUGACUAAAGAAUGUCAGGCUAAAAACGCGACUCUUGGAAGUUUAAGGGAACAGAUCGAAGUUUCCGAGAGAAAAGAAGGAAAGGAAUGUCAGCAAAAUCAUCACCGGAAAGAGAAAACUGGAAAAGAUAAACGGCUUCAUAGAGAAACAGAAAACUUGAAGGACAUGCGCAGAACUUUGCGAAGUUACCAACUCGUCGUAGCCUACUGUGGGACCAGCUCCUAUAGAAUACGCCCCGAACAUUAG